UAAACCCUUCGCCAGUAAAACGGCGCUGCCCUAAAAGCCUAAAACUCCCCUCCUCUUCUUUCCCUCCUUGCCUCCGCACAGUAAGUAAAAUGGGCUCCCGCGACCGAGCCGGCGCCGCCGGCAUGAACGGCGGAGCUCCGGCAGCGGUGGACAAGGGCGUGGACUUCGCAAACUACUUCUGCACGUACGCCUACCUUUACCACCAGAAGGAAAUGCUCUCGGACCGAGUUCGCAUGGACGCUUACUACGACGCCAUCUUUAAGAACAAGCACCACUUCAUCGGAAAGACGGUGUUGGAUGUAGGAACUGGAAGCGGCAUUCUUGCAAUUUGGUCAGCACAAGCUGGAGCAAGGAAGGUGUAUGCAGUCGAAGCAACAAAGAUGUCAGAGCAUGCCCGUUCUCUUGUAAAAGCCAAUAACCUUCAAGAAGUUGUGGAGGUGAUUGAGGGUUCUAUUGAGGAUAUCACUCUUCCUGAGAAAGUUGAUGUUAUUAUUUCUGAGUGGAUGGGAUAUUUUCUUCUACGUGAGUCCAUGUUUGAUUCAGUGAUAUGUGCACGUGACCGUUGGCUGAAGCCUACUGGAGUCAUGUAUCCUAGUCAUGCACGUAUGUGGUUGGCACCUAUAAGGUCUAGAUUAGGAGAGCAAAAGAUGAAUGAUUAUGAAGCAUCUAUGGAGGACUGGUAUUGUUUCUUGAACGAUACCGGGACUCACUAUGGCGUUGAUAUGAGUGUUCUAUCAAAGCCCUUUUCUGAAGAGCAGGAAAGGUACUAUCUCCAGACAGCACUGUGGAACAACCUUCAUCCACAUCAAGUUAUAGGGAGUGCCGCCAUCGUGAAGGAAAUAGAUUGUUUGACUGCCACAGUCGAUGACAUUUUGGAAGUCAGGUCUAAUAUUUCCUCUUCGAUAAAUGUAUGCGGCACAAGACUCAACGGCUUUGGUGGAUGGUUUGAUGUCCAUUUUCGAGGAAGAAGGGAAGAUCCGGCUCAUGCGGAGAUCGAGUUGACGACUGCUCCCAGUGUUGAUGGUGGCACUCACUGGGGACAACAGGUGUUCCUUUUGCAUCCUCAGAUUAGCGUCGAUGAAGGAGACAAUAUAAAUGUUUCAUUUUCAAUGACUCGCUCAAAGGAGAAUCAUCGGUUGAUGGAGAUGGACCUGGAUUGCGAAAUCUGCCAACCUUUGGGCAAACAGCUUCAGGCGUUCAGGAAAAAGUUCUACAUCGAUUGACCCAUGCAAGUACAAGGGUCACCACAUUGGUAUGUACAAUUUGGGGAUGCAGUCUUCAAACUCUUGUUUUCGUCUACCUUUGAGGGCUCAGAGGACUACCAACAGACAGCAGGUUGUAAGAGUUUAUGCUGUCAACAUCCUCGAAGCAUUUUCUGCGACACAGAUAGUUUGGAAUUUCAAUGGAAGUGUUAUCUUUUGGGGAAAAAACCAUUGGUCACCUUGUUGUAAACGUCAAAAAUGAGAUCAUAACGAUCGGUUUUGUGGGAAUCCACAUUAAGCGACUUCAUACCUUACAUAUUUUGGUUCAUAGGACUUACUUAAGUUCGAGAACUUAAGAAACACGUAAACCUUCGAAGAGAUUUAUUUCUUAAGCCGGAAGGACAGUGAUUAAGGUUGACUAUAGUAUAGUGCAUGUUAUUACUGUGUGGGAUCAAGAGCAAAAGUAGACUUA
Punica granatum (pomegranate) is the source of this 1674-nucleotide messenger RNA. The record is from RefSeq and is a predicted model, not a curated record. Lineage: Eukaryota; Viridiplantae; Streptophyta; Magnoliopsida; Myrtales; Lythraceae.